AUGGAGGAUUAUACGAGAGAAAUGAUGGAUUUAAAAACCCUGGUUACACGUACUCUCGAGAAGAAAGGCGUCCUUGCCAAGAUCCGUGCUGAACUAAGAGCUAGUGUGUUUGAAGCAAUAGAAGAGGAAGAUAGAGUCAUAGAGAAAGACCAAGGACUUCCUCCUGCUCUUUUGGGCAGCUGCAAUGACCAUGCUAAGCAACUCCACAAUUCACCGUCAGGAAGACUUCUGACUGCAUUGAUAUGUGAAUAUCUCGAUUGGGCUGAAUUAAACCACACCUUGAAAGUGUACUUACCAGAGUGUAAUUUGCCUAAGGAUUCCUGGAAAUCAGAGUUAAAAGAAUUUAGCAGCAAGAAUGGAUAUGAUCUUAACCGGAAUGGAGACAGCGGCCCUUUACUUUUGGAUGUUCUUGAGGGUUUCUUGAAGUAUGAGAAUUUAUCUCAAGGAAGGACUGGCAACAGGAGAUUAACCACACCCGAUGCUGAAUCGCUAUCAAAUUUGGAAGCUCGUAACAUUAGGAGACCUUCAUCAUCAUCGGUUGCUGGGGGGUUACCUCCACUUGGAAGGCCUCUUCCUACUUUACAAUCUUCUGAUCGUCGAGCUGGCUCAUCUACGGCUGGUAAUAGGAAAGAUGAAUACAAUUGGAGAUACGAAAAUGAUGAACUUCCUGAAGAUGUAGUCCGUGCCUCGGCUGCUCUGGAAAAUUUGCAGCUGGAUAGAAAAGCUCGUAACUUAACUACUUCUUGGAGGCAUGCAACAUCUGAGGACAGCUGA
Molecule: messenger RNA, 774 nt
Organism: Striga hermonthica
Lineage: Eukaryota; Viridiplantae; Streptophyta; Magnoliopsida; Lamiales; Orobanchaceae
Source: the annotation of a GenBank genome assembly